Molecule: messenger RNA, 1651 nt
Organism: Lactuca virosa
Lineage: Eukaryota; Viridiplantae; Streptophyta; Magnoliopsida; Asterales; Asteraceae
Source: the annotation of a GenBank genome assembly
CUCAUUUCCUUUCGAUCACUCUCCACCAUUUCCAAUUGUGUAACAAUGGGGUCACUUUCUCCGUCGAUCAACCCGAGGUUGGUUAUUCAGGCGAAUAGUUAUGAUCCGGUUUCCUUCUGCCGCGUGUUUGGGCCGGUUCUCACUGGUCCGCCGGCAAGACCUGACAUGACCGGCGCUUGCAGGAGAAGUCGUCAUCGUGCAGUGUACGCCAAGAAGAAUUCAAAUGAGGAUUUUGUUAAUUGCGAUUCCGAGUGGAAAUCUAAGUUCAAAAGAAGACUUCGAGAAGCGAUUCAACAUCCCUCACAUUAGUGAUUUCUUCCCUGACGCUGCUUCAUAUCCCUCCACUUUCUGUCUCAGCAUGAGGACUCCUGUAAAUGAAGAAUUUGCAGAAGGGUAUCCUUCAGAUGAGGAAUGGUAUGGAUACAUUAAUAAUGAUGAUAGAGUUCUACUCAAGGUUAUUCGAUAUUCAUCCCUUUCAUCUGCUGGAGCUGAAUGCAUUGAUCCUGAUUGUACAUGGGUUGAACAAUGGAUUCAUCGGGCUGGCCCACGUGAGAAAAUAUACUUCAAACCAGAAAAUGUGAAGGCUGCAAUUGUAACUUGUGGGGGACUCUGUCCUGGACUUAAUGAUGUCAUAAGACAAAUUGUCAUCACACUUGAGAUCUAUGGUGUGAAAAAGAUAGUUGGGAUCCCUUUUGGGUAUCGUGGAUUUGGUAAAGAAAUAGAUGAAAUUCCUUUGUCAAGGAAAGUGGUUCAAAAUGUUCAUCUUUCGGGUGGAAGUUUGUUAGGAGUUUCUCGUGGAGGACCGAGUCUUGAUGAAAUUGUGGAUAGCAUGCAGGAUAGAGGAAUCAACAUGCUUUUUGUUCUAGGUGGAAAUGGGACACAUGCGGGUGCUAAUUUAAUACACAAUGAGUGUAUAAAACGAGGGUUAAAAGUAGCUGUAGUUGGUGUUCCCAAAACUAUAGACAAUGAUAUUCUCCUCAUGGAUAAAACAUUUGGUUUCGAUACUGCUGUUGAAGAGGCACAAAGAGCUAUAAAUGCUGCAUACAUCGAGGCACAUAGUGCUUAUCGUGGUAUUGGGAUUGUGAAGUUGAUGGGAAGGAGUAGUGGUUUUAUAGCCAUGCAUGCGUCUCUUGCGAGUGGUCAAAUUGAUAUUUGUUUAAUACCAGAAGUACCCUUUGAAUUGCAUGGAUCUCAUGGUGUCUUAAAUCAUCUUAAAUAUUUACUCGAGACAAAGGGCUCUGCUGUCAUUUGUGUAGCCGAGGGAGCUGGUCAGAGUUUUUUGGAGAAAACAAAUGCGAAAGAUGCGUCUGGGAAUGUUGUCUUAGGAGAUAUCGGUGUACAUAUACAACAAGAGGUGAAAAAAUAUUUCAAGGAAAUGGGGAAUCCAACUGAUGUAAAAUACAUUGAUCCUACUUAUAUGAUCCGUGCAUGUCGAGCAAAUGCAUCAGAUGGGAUUUUAUGCACAGUUCUUGGUCAAAAUGCUGUCCAUGGUGCAUUUGCGGGAUACAGUGGAAUCACAGUUGGAAUAUGCAACACUCAUUAUGUCUACUUGCCAAUUACUGAAGUCAUUUCUUACCCAAAAAUUGUUGACCAAAAUAGUCGUAUGUGGCAUCGUUGUUUGACCUCUACAGGUCAACCAGACUUUCUUUAA